AUGCUGGUAUUGUUCCUUUUCAUUGUCCUCAACUCGUGUAACUCAUGGAACGUGGUCACUCCAGACGCUUCGCUGGUGAUAUCUAUGGGUGCUGAUAUCGCAAGUUAUCCAAACAGGAAUUGUGGAUGUCCCCGUAAAUUAAAUCACCCGAAUAUAUCACCAUCCUUUAAAGUUAGUGCCGGAAUUAAACUUCUAAACGCUGGUUUAUGUGCUUACUCCCUUGUACUCCUAGCUGGAGACGUCAGCCGAAACCCUGGACCUGCCAAUAUCUCUCAAGAUUCGCAGAAUUUUAGUGACAUUGGUUUUCCAAGUAACCGUGGACUUAAAAUUGCACAUCUAAAUGUAAGAAGCAUAACUAAUAAGAUAGAUUCACUGCGCCUUCUUUUACUUAAUAACCCUUUCGAUGUCCUGACCAUCUCCGAAACCUGGUUAACCAAAAACAUAUCUGAUCCUGAACUAAAUAUUCAAGGUUAUUCUUUUGUCAGAAAUGACCGUAAAAGCAAAAAAAGGUGGUGGGUGCAUGAUUUAUAUUCGUGAUGGCUUACCCUAUCGAGCACGGCCUGACUUGUAAGAUGAGAACACAGAGUCUUGUGUCCUUGAACUCAAUCGGCCGAAAUGUAAAAACAUGCUCAUCUGGUCAAUCUAUCGAGCCCCAGGACGUUGAACUAGUCAGUUUACUCGGUGACUUUAACGUUGACGUCCUUGCCAAAAGAAACACUUCUAGUCACAUUGUGUGUUACCGAUACAUAUCAGCGACCACUCCCUCAUUUACUGCGUUGUCAAGGCUGGUGUAACAAAGAGUCCUGCGAGAACAAUCGAAUAUACUUCCUAUUAACAUUACUCUAAAGAAGCAUUUCUGGAUGAGCUCAGGAACGUAGACUGGAAUAUUGUUGAUGAAAUCCCCGAUAUUAAUACCGCAGUAAACUUUUGGAAUAAGCUGUUCUUAGAUGUUGCAGAACGUCAUGCCCCUACGAACUAGGAUAAAAAGUUGUCAUGUUCCUUGGAUGACAUCCGAGUUGAAAACAUCUAUGCAGGAACGCGACCGCUCUUUCCGUAAAGCUACCAAAACUAAUUCUUCUUCUGACUGGUCCAAAUACAAAAGUUUGAAAUCCCACGUAAAUAGACAAGUCAAAAAGAGUAAAUCGGAAUACUACCUUAAUCUUAUUGAAAUCUCUAAAAAUAAUCCAAAUACUUUCUGGAAAUACUUCAAUGAAAUUACUUCACGUAAAUCGAGCUCGAACAUUUCAUGUAUUGAAGUCGAUGGAACUCCAUCUACCGAACCCAGGCAAAUCUCCGAAAUUCUCAAUAAUCAUUUUUCGACUAUUGGUUUAACACUCGUUAAUGAAUUUCGCUCAGUUACGUCAACAAUCACUGCUGCCGUUUGUAAAGACCAUCUUGAAUCUGGCGUAAUGUUUGCUUUUGAUGUAAUCGAUGAGUGUUUUGUUAAAGCCAAACUAAAAAGUCUUAAAACAAACAAAGCGAUAGGUUUGGACAACAUCAGUGCCAGAUUGCUAAAGGACUCCGCUGACGUUAUCACAACAAGUUUGACUAAACUUUACAACCGCUCACUAGCAACCUCCGUCUUCUCAGCUGUUUGGAAAUGUGGAAAAGUAACUGCAUUAUGCAAAUCCGGCGACCGAUGCAAUGCCAAUAAUUAUAGAUUAAUAACUAUUCUACCAACUGCUAGCAAAAUACUUGAAAGAGCUGUUAAUAGUCAAGUCUAUAGCUAUCUAUUUCGUGAAAAUAUCCUGAUCCCGAAACAAUUUGGAUUCCGCCCAAAACUCUCCACGGCAAUUGCUCUCACCUACUUCACUGACAACAUUCUGGAUAAUUUAGACAAAGGUUCUAUCGCCGGUGCAGUUUUCUUAGAUCUUUCGAAGGCCUUCGACACGGUUAGUCACGAUCUUCUCAUACAGAAACUUGGUACUAUUGGUUUUUCAGAGCCCACAAUCAACUGGUUUUCUUCUUAUCUUUCUAAUCGUUUUCAAGUCACUUCUAUUGGCCUUGAACAGUCGUCCACUCAACCAGUACAUGUCGGAGUACCCCAAAGAAGUAUACUGGGUCCUUUACUGUUUCUCAUUUACGUGAAUGAAAUUCCCGCCACUGUUAACAGCUGUGACAUUUCCCUGUAUGCAGAUGAUACCGUCCUGUUUUGCUCAGUUAAAACCACGAUUGAAUUGGAACAAAAGCUAAACUCUGACCUGCAGAACUUAUCUCGUUGGUUUGGUGCUAACUGUUUAGUUCUUAAUACUUUUAAAUGCAAAUUUAUGGUUUUCGGAGGUAAUGCCAAACUUGCCAAACAACAAAAUAUAAAUCUACUUAUUAAUAAUAGCCCACUAAAUCGUGUUGAAUCAUUUAAGUAUCUUGGUAUAACCUUAAAUCAGACAUUAUCGUGGUCAGAUCAUAUUGAAGCACUCUUUACCAAAGUUAAUCAACGUCUUGGUAUCAUACGAAGAGUUAAGCACCUCCUAACAGUUGUAUCUCGUCGUAUUCUAGUAAACAGCCUUGUCAUGCCGAUUUUGAUUACGCUGAUUUUGUGUGGGGUGAUAAAAACAACUCUGUCCUGAUGAACAACCUUCAAGUUCUGCACAACGAAGCCGCUAAAAUCAUUCUUGACGCUCAUCCACUCUCGUCAGCAUUAGAAUCCCUAGGAUCGUUUAAUUGGCAGCCGUUAACAACACGUAGACACUUUCAUCGUUGUCUAAUCAUGCACAAGGCUUUAAACAAUGACGUCGAUUUUAAAUUGAAUUUCAAGUUCUCCUCUGACAUCCACAGCUAUAACACUCGAAACAAACAGAACAUACAUUUGGAACGCGUGAAGAAGAACUAGGGGAAGCAGGCAUUCAGCUAGCAUGCUGCCAACGACUGGAAUAGUCUGCCUGUGGAACUCCAGAAUAUACGUCAAAUUAAAACUUUUAAAACUAAACUAAAGAAACAUUUAGCUAUAUAGCCAUAGGACACCCCACCGAACUGAUAGGAUGCGCAAGAACUUUAUACAAUUUAACCUUUCAUAUAUUCACUUUUGUUAGUUUUAUAUUUUUAUUCUUUUAUUUUAUUUUUUUAAAUUUUUCUUUUAUCAGGGCUUCACUGAAAAUCACUUUCGUGAGUGGACCCCCUGAUUAAAUAUUGUAAUUAUUAUUAUUAUUAUAAAAUAUUGACAUUACCAUGUACUGUACCAAUGAUACUGAGCAGGAUUGCAAAAAACAAUUACUCUGUACUUUAGAGACUGAUUAAGUGUUAAUUGGGAUAAACGCUAUAGGCUUAUAUUGGGCUAACAGUAUGUUAAUUGGGUUGUGUAAGUUCAAAAUCACUCUAUAUAGGUUCUACAGGGUGUAUUGGAAAACAGUAGACAAUUUUGAAACGGCUGUCAAUUUUGAAAUCCGUAGCUGCCAUGACAUUUUUGAUAAAUAUAGAUUGUUUUGGUUCUUGUAAUGUAGAAUAAACAAAACAUUUUCGUUAAGAUUAAUUUUCCAGAGUAGGGAAGAUGCCUUUUUUUGUCAGCUUUAAAAAUAGCUGCGCGUGAAAUUUAAAAGGUUAAAACGCGUUUUGAUUUUUUGGACAAGAAAUUAGUUACGUGUUUUAUGAAUUGUUCAAAUAUCAGAAAAUUUGUUCAAUCGUACGUCCUUCAAAUAGCAACUGAAACUUUAAUUAUUUGGCUCCAAUGCCUUCCAAGUGUGUUUAAUUCAUACAUGCAUUUAUCUAAUUUGCAUAUUGCUAUUGUAAAAGAAGUAAAUAACAAUAUGCAAAUUAGGGAAAGGCAUGCAUAUAAGCAUGUGUGCUUGGUAUUGAUGCCAAAAAUGAAAGUUGCAGGAGCUAUUUAAAUGACUUAAAACUGAGAAAAAGUUCUGAUAUUUGGAUCAUUAAUUAAUAAAGCACAUAACCAUUUUCUCGCCGAUGAACUAAAAAUGCGUUUUAACCUUUGAAAUUUCGCACGCAAGCCAAUUUUAAUGCACCUAAAAAAGACACCACCUACUCAGGAAAAUUUAUCUUUCCAAAACUUUUGUUUAAUUCUAAAUUUACCCAAACAAUCAAUAUUUAUCAAAAAUUUCAUGACAUGAACGGGUUUGUGAAAUUGAGAUUCGUUUCGAAAUGUAUUACCUAAUAAACACAAGAUUUCUAAUAUCUGAAAAAUGCAGUGCCAAAUUUAGAGUGAUAGGGUUAUUUUUUUAAAAUACAUAAAUUCGAGCAAGUUGCUUCUGCUAAAAUAUACGUAAUAUGUGGUUUAGAACAUACUGUACUUAACAAUUGUUUUAAAACAGUAAUCAGACAUCACUGCAGUAGUAUAGGAACUGAGGUUUCUAGACCAUUGCCAUUUUUCUAGACCAUCAGUUUUUUAUCUUUAUUGAAAAGUAUUUAUUUUUAUUAUAUUAAAAUUAAUGGUUGGUACAUUUAUUAGAAUGUGAAACUGCUAUUAUUGUUUUUCAUUUAACUUAUCUCAGCUGAGACUCUAAUAUGAUUAUCCUACACUUUCCCAAUAUCGUCCAACCUUCCUAUUCCAAAGACUUUUCGACAACUUUUAUUCUCUCCUUGGGGGUACACAAGGCAGGGGGCCCUUCCUGCUUAUUUACGCUUUAGGAUUAUUACUUUCUACUCUGUGGGAACUUCUCAGUCACUAUUUUUUAUGUUCUUGUUACCAUAAGCAUAACUGGUAACUCCAUCCUCCAAAAGAUACCUUUUAUCAUCAAAGCAACUCAGAGUAACCUUCUUCAAUUCGUAAGUUCCAAUUGUAUGCUUUACGCUUCUGAUUGUAUUCAUAUUAUGUCUCAUCCUACCUUUCGUAUUAAUUACAUUCUUAAAGUUCUCGUGAGUGAGCUUGUUUCUGAUGACAUACUUUUUAACUCCUUUAGCAGUCAUUCCACCUCCACCGUUUUCCUUUACAUAG
Molecule: messenger RNA, 4882 nt
Organism: Paramuricea clavata
Lineage: Eukaryota; Metazoa; Cnidaria; Anthozoa; Malacalcyonacea; Plexauridae
Source: the annotation of a GenBank genome assembly